GUGAAGUUGGUACAGAAUCCGAUGUGCGUCAUGGAAAAUACAAUCUGUCCUCUUCUGUCUCUGUUCCUGCUGUUGUCUGCCUCUGUCUCGUCUCAAGGAACAGUCACCUUGGAAACCGAGGAUAAUCAAGAAACUUCACCACAGAUGUCUAGUCUGCUUUCCUUGGACAAGUUUCAAUAUCUGAAUGCUCCUAAACUUGACGAAAUCAUUACAUACGACGACUUUGAAUGCAUGUUUAGGUGUCUUCACCAUCCUCUGUGUGUUUCCGUAAACCUGGUUGCCGAAGGUGAACUGCGGUGUGAGUUACUGUCACCUCACGAGAACAGCAAUCUUAUCGAGUACAAAGAAAAUAAGAAUGCGCAUCAUUCUCACUUUUUGAAUGCUUGUGUAAGAAAUCCCUGCAAAAACAAUUCCACUUGCCGAAGCGAUUUUACUGGAAAAGGUUAUAUCUGUUUGUGUUCAACUGGGUUCAAGGGCCCGACUUGUCAAGAAGAUGUUGACGAGUGUGCUGAGGGAUCACAUAAGUGCAGUGUUGAUGCUGUGUGUAACAAUACCAAGGGAUCUUACAAAUGCAUAUGCAAACCAGGAUACCAUGGAGAUGGAUUGACGUGCGAGGGUCCUUUCUCUCAUUCGUGCACAGAAAUUUACAAAAGUCAAAGCUCACAGGAGAAUAGAGCUUAUCAACUUCUAGUGGAUUAUGCGAAGGUCAAUGUUUACUGUCACAUGACUGAUGACCUUGACAGCUGCGGGGGUGGUGGAUGGACUAUGGUAAUGAAAAUGGCCGGCGAGAAGCCAAACUUCAACUAUGAUUCAGAACUUUGGAAUAACACUGAUGACUUCAAUCCUAAAGGUGGGGAGACUGGGUUUGACUUAAAUGAGACCAAGCUACCAACUUACUGGAAAACAUCGUUCUCUAAGAUUUGUCUUGGAAUGAAGCUCGGCAAUCUUUCAAGGUUCAUUGUUAUCAAAAAGGAAGCCAGCUCUUUGUACUCACUGAUCGCUGACGGACAUUAUCAUAAAACAUCACUGGGUCGUGACACAUGGAAGUCGCUGAUUGGCUCCGAGGCCUCUUUACAAUUAAAUUGCAACAAGGAAGGGUUCAAUGCUGUGUUUAAAGAUCAGUUUUCCAAAGCAAGAAUUGGUAUCAUUGCCAAUAACCAAAAUGAUUGCAAAUCCUGUGAUUCCAGAAUCGGCUUUGGCACAGGUGGCUCUCCUGACCACUCCAACACGUGUGGGAACGCUGCAAGACACGGAGGGGAUAAUGGCGACAAAGACAUCAAAGCCAUGGGCUACAUCUUGGUUCAGUGACAAGAUAAUCGAUAUAAUCGCCAGGAAAUGGACAAAAAGCUAACCGAAAAGUUUUAAC
This is a messenger RNA of Pocillopora verrucosa, 1366 nucleotides long. The record is from RefSeq and is a predicted model, not a curated record. NCBI's taxonomy places the organism in Eukaryota, Metazoa, Cnidaria, Anthozoa, Scleractinia, Pocilloporidae.